This is a messenger RNA of Mya arenaria, 1657 nucleotides long. Its product is annotated as tropomyosin. Bases 150 to 1004 code for a protein of 284 amino acids. Gene Ontology annotation, molecular function: actin filament binding. Gene Ontology annotation, biological process: actin filament organization; muscle contraction. Gene Ontology annotation, cellular component: actin filament. The record is from RefSeq and is a predicted model, not a curated record. The transcript has 10 exons. NCBI's taxonomy places the organism in Eukaryota, Metazoa, Mollusca, Bivalvia, Myida, Myidae.
AAGACCUGUUGUAGUACUUCAGCACAGCACUUUCGAGUUCGUGGUAGCAGGGCAUAUUCGAAGACUCUCAUCUGCGAAAGUCAAUUCUAGCUCAAAAACAUUCCUGUUGUAUUUUGUUUUGUGGUAGGCGAAACUAACUAAAAACAAAAAUGGAUGCCAUCAAGAAGAAGAUGCAGGCGAUGAAAAUCGAGAAGGAGAAUGCCUUGGAUAAAUCCGAGCAGCUCGAACAGAAACUGAGAGACGUUGAGGAAACCAAGGCAAAGAUCGAGGAGGAACUGCAGACACUCCAGAAGAAGUACACCAACCUGGAAAACGAAUUCGACCAGGUCAACGAGAAAUACAACGAGGGAACCGUAAAACUUGAGACCUCUGAAAAGAGGGUGACAGAGUGUGAAGAUGAAAUUAAGGGAUACACACGCAGAAUCCAAUUGCUAGAAGAUGACUUGGACAGAACACAACAGAAGUUGGAGGAGGCUACUCUCAAGUUGGAAGAAGCCACCAAGACCGCAGAUGAGAGUGAAAGACAAAGGAGAACGCUGGACUCACGCAGCAAGAUAGAUGAAGAUCGCAAUGAGACAUUGGAGAUGCAACUUAAAAAACUAGAACUCAUAGCUAAUGAGGCUGAAACUCGAUACGAAGAGUGUGCUCGCAAAUUGUUGGUAACAGAAGCAAGUUUAGAGAGAGCGGAAGAUCAGUUAGGUGACUGCCAGAGAAAAAUUCGCGAGUUGGAGGAUGAACAAUUGAGCUUAGGCCAGCAGGCACGAAGUUUUGAGUCAGACUUCUACAAGGCAUCUCAGAGAGAGGACAGCUACGAGGAAACCAUCCGUGACCUGACCCAGAGACUCAAGGACCGUGAGCGCCGCAUGGAAGAUGCUGAGAGGGAAAACGUGCGCCUGCGAGGCGAGGUCGAGCAUUUGGAGAAGCGUUACGAUGACCUGACUGGAGAGUAUACUGCAAUAAAGCAGGAGAUGGAGAACACUUUUGCAGAUCUUGAUAAUAUGUGAGCAUGUAACCCACUGUGUAUUCGUCAUAUAGUGUAUCAAGAUGAGUUGCUCGCAGAAAAGGAGAAAUACAAGCAGAUUAGCGAUGAGUUGGAUCAAACAUUUGCUGAAUUGGCUGGCAUGUGAGCAGCGUCCAACUAGCAGAGUUACACUCAAUUUUACACACUUCAUCUACAUUUCAACGAUGCCCUUUUUUUCGCCUUCGAAAUUGGAAAAUCUCUCUAAACAACAAACUUUUCGGACAUUAUGCUGAAGUGAUGUGAGAAAGAUCAGUUGCUUGAAAAAAAUUGUUAAGUAAAAAGUUUUGAUACAUUAAUGACUUGAACUUGCUUGAGCUUCCUAGAGUUUUGUAAAUUUAGGAGUAUGUGUGUGUGUUUUGCUGACGAAAUUAUAUUUGCCAUUAAUGGCAUUUUCUGUUUUAAGUUAUUUAUAAAGAUAUUGUUAUGGUUUGCUAUUAUACAAUAAUAUUAGGUCUAUUGUGGGUGUUUCAUAAUUCUCUUUUGUUCAGGUGAUUCAGCAAAUGAUGUUAAAAUAAUCGCUAUAUACUACUAAAUAUUAACUAAAACUUACUUCUUUAAAUAAAUCUCCUGCUUUUCCAGACAUGUAUGUAUGUAUGUAUGUAAUAAUUAAAUAUGGCCAACGUUCAGCCAAAUAUU